Paramisgurnus dabryanus is the source of this 3372-nucleotide messenger RNA. RefSeq lists its product as uncharacterized. The record is from RefSeq and is a predicted model, not a curated record. Gene Ontology annotation, biological process: regulation of DNA-templated transcription. NCBI's taxonomy places the organism in Eukaryota, Metazoa, Chordata, Actinopteri, Cypriniformes, Cobitidae. Gene Ontology annotation, molecular function: RNA polymerase II cis-regulatory region sequence-specific DNA binding; DNA-binding transcription factor activity, RNA polymerase II-specific.
UGAUGGAAGUGAAAGAGGAGAGUCAAGCUGAAGUUGAUGAGAAACAUCAGAUUGUAAAAAUAAACCAUAAUGUUUCACAGAAAGAAACUCUGAAGACCGAAGACACAAAGUGUGAAAAUAGUUUCAGAGAAGAUGAACGCCCUGCAGAUCACAAGAGGACUCACAGUGAGGAGAAACGUUUCACAUGUCAACAGUGUGGAAAGAGUUUCACCUCUCAAUCGAGCCUUUACCGGCACAAGAAAGCUCACAAGGGGGAAAUGUCAUAUGCAUGCCAACAUUGUGAAAAGAGUUUCACCUCUCAAUCGAGCCUUUACCGGCACAAGAAAGCUCACAAGGGGGAAAUGUCAUAUGCAUGCCAACAUUGUGAAAAGAGUUUCCCAGAUAAAAGUCAACUUAAGAUGCACAUUAAAGUUCAUACUGGAGAGAAACCUUACACAUGUCAUCUGUGUGGAAAGAGUUUCACUUUUCAAUCGAACCUUAGCCGGCACAAGAAAGCUCAUAGUGGGGAAAAGCCACACACAUGCCAGCAUUGUUACAAGAGUUUCCCAGAUAGAAGUCAACUUAAGAUACACAUGAUGUCUCACACUGGAGAGAAACCUUACACAUGUCAACAGUGUGGAAAGAGUUUCAGAACAAAUCCUAACCUUAAAGGACACAUGAAGAUUCACACUGGAGAGAAACCACACGUGUGCCAUCAGUGUGGAAAGAGUUUUAUAACUGCAGGUGAACUUAAGCAACACAUGAGGUCUCACACCGGAGAGAAACCUUUCACAUGUCAACAGUGUGGAAACAGUUUUAGAACAAAAGAGAGCCUUAACAUACAUAUGAGGAUUCACAAUGGACAGAAACCAUUUACGUGUCAUCACUGUGGAAAGAGUUUCAGAAGAAAAGAUCACCUUACCUUACAUGUGAGGAUUCACACUGGAGAGAAACCAUUCACAUGCCAUCAGUGUGGAAAGAGUUUCACCUUUCAAACAAGCCUUACCCGGCACAUGAAAGCUCACAGGGGGGAAAAGCCACACGCGUGCCAUCACUGUGACAAGAGUUUCCCAUUUACAAGUGAACUUAAAGGAGCAUUUCACCCGUAGAAACAUUAAUCUUUAUUGAAAGUGUGUCAUAUUUGUAGUCGAAAUGUAACAUACAUUUAGAAUUUGGUGCCUAUUUGACAGAGAAAAGGGGUGUUUGUAGUCUCACUCCCUCAACAAAGACAUUGCACUUCCUUCUUUCAAUGAUGCAAAAUGAUGAUUUUUACAUCAUUGAAAGAAGGAUGUGCAACACUGAAAUCUGUAUUUCUCCUGUCUCAGCGGCAACUGAGGAAAUGAUGCAUGACCAUUCAAAAACAUGACUGGGGUUCUAACUAUACAAAGUUUAAUGCAAAUGGGUGAAGUGUCCCUUUAAGAUACACAUGAUGAUUCACACUGGAGAAAAACCACAUGUGUGCCAUCACUGUGGAAAGAGUUUUGCCACUGCAAGUUUCCUUAACAGACAUUUGAAAAUUCACACUGGAGAGAAACCUUACACGUGUCAGCAGUGUGGAAAGAGUUUCUCUAUUGAAAGUAACCUUAAUGUACACACAAGGAUUCACACUGGAGAGAAACCGUUCACAUGCCAUGAGUGUGAAAAGAGUUUCAAAACAAAAGCUACCCUUACCACACACAUGAGAAUCCACACUUGAUAGAAACCAUUCAUGUGUCAACAGUGUGGAUAUGGCAACAACGUUUAGAAAUCAGCUGAUAUGGCAACAACAGCUUGAAAUCAGCUGAGGUCUUAUUAAUAAAACUGUCUGGAGGAUCCUUACUAAAAGUCUACAGGGCACAAAAGCCCAAAAUGUCUGGACUUGUGUUCUUGUGGACUUCAUCAGUCUGGGCCCAAGUACUGUUCCAAUUCCAAGUUCGCUUGAAGCUAAGUUUACUUAACAACCUCAGAUGUGUUAUUGAUUCACUCAUUUUAUCGAGGAUGCAUCAGGAGGUGACUUGUGUGGACUUGUAUCAGCCAAGUUUUCCAGAACUUCAAAUCAGUGGUCAGUUAGUAAAGAUGGGACCUAAUAUUAAAAUUUCCUCUGACAAUUUUGGAUAUUUGAGUUCAAGUUGAUCAGCCGGGGUCAGUGCCGUGUACACCGCCGAGGGCAGAUUCAUCUCUGCAAAUCCUUCUGAAAUUUCCCGCUGGCUCAGUGCAGCUGCUCUGCCUUUCAGUGUUUGAUGGUCAAACAUUAAAUAUUUCCUUUGGAUUUAUAUCUGGCAUUUUUCUGUCUCUUUAUUAUUCAUAUGAAGUCUGUUAUUUGUUGUUUUCAUUUUAACUGAUGUUAAAGUUAAAGUUGACAUAGAAUGAUUGAACGGGGUAUUUAUCCUUGUUCUGUAAUGUGACAUGUAGAAAAAAAAUACUUUGUUUGGGUCUGUAAUGCCUUAGAAGCUUCCUAAAAACCUCUCUCAGAUAGCUCUAUUAGGGUGGUGGAUUUUAGCGCUUCUAUGGUUCAAGUCGUACCUCUCAGAUAGGUCAUUUCGGGUAUCCUGGAGAGGUGACGUCUCCGAACCCCAACGUCUUGAUACCGGGGUCCCUCAAGGCUCUGUGCUUGGACCGCUGCUCUUUUCGAUAUACAUGACAUCCCUGGGCUCUGUCAUUUGGAAACAUGGCUUUUCCUACCACUGCUAUGCAGACGACACUCAACUCCACUUGUCGUUCCACCCUGAUGAUCCUACGGUCUACGGUUCUCAGGAACUGUCCCACAACUGUGGAAUGAUCUGCCGGUCGUGACACGAUCAGCUGACACUGUAGCUGUCUUUAAGACUCUGCUAAAAACCCAUCUCUUCCACCAUUACCUAACUUCCUAAUUACAGAUUUACUAUCUUUCUUUAGUUACCCUUCUCUUUAUCUCUUUCUCUAUUUACCUUCCUCUUUAUAAAAAAAAAAAAUUCCUAACAUACCCUUGGCUAUGUAUAUUGUGUUGCACCUGAUGAGACUAUUUCCAGUGCACUUAUGUAUUGCUGUUCUUAUGUUGCCAUAAUUGCUUCUAUUGUUUACCUCACUUGUAAGUCGCUUUGGACAAAAGCAUCUGCUAAAUGACUAAAUGUAAAUGUAAAUGUAAAACCAUUUUUGCUUGGGCUUAGGCCGGUGAGAUUUCAGAUUUGAUUAAGGAGGUUAUUUAAUAUACAGGUUUCUCCAUGUUUUUGUCUAUAUUUAAGCCAUGGUCGCUUGGAGCUGGGGUUAGAAUUGGGAUUUGGAUUAGGAUGACAUUUUUAUAUAACAAUAAGUUGUUCUUACCCUAAACCCAAGCGAAAAUGGUUUAAAAAAAAUUGAGAAACCAAUAAAUAAAACGAAAAAAAAGAUGUGCCAUUUAAGUCAAUGGGAAGGACUGGCGUAUCAUAUGGAUGUCAA